GUUUUAACUAGAUUAUCCAUUGUUUCAGAUUGUAGGAACGAAUAGAUAUGUCGACUACAUGGGAGAUGAACUAUCUUAAGACAAUGGGAGGAGGUACAGGACCUGUUGGGGAUAAGGAGGAGAAGAAGAAAAGAGGGCGGAGCUCCUCCUCCUCUUCUAGCAGUGAGGAUGAGAGGAAGGGACGUUCCAAGGAUAAAACCAAAGACAAGAAAAAGAGGAAGCAAAGCAGCUCAAGUAGUAGUUCAAGCAGCAGCAGUGGAUCUAGUAGCAGCAGUUCAGACUCAAGUAGAUCCAGAUCUAGAGACAAGAAGAAAGGAGGAAAGAAGAAGGGUGGCGACAAAGUAGAAAAGAAAGGAGAACCCGAGAAGAAAGGGGAGAAGAAAGGAAGCGUAGCAAAGAAAGGAACACCACCCGCUCGUAAACGCUCUGGAUCUCCUCCCGCGCGCAAGCGCAGUGGCUCUCCUCCUGCUCGCAAAAGAUCCGGUUCUCCCCCUGCGCGUAAACGGUCUCCGUCUCCUAAGAAGCGCUCUGUGUCUCCAGCUAAAAAAAGGAAAUCUCCCUCCAGGUCCAAGUCCCGUGACAAGCGUCCAUCUCGUAAGUCCGCCUCUAGGUCUAAGUCCAAGGGUAGGAAAGCUAGGGGUAGGUCUGGAACUCCUCAACCAACCAAGAUCCAUAUCGGCAGGCUCACCAGGAAUGUCGUCAAGGAUCACCUGGACGAGAUAUUUUCCACCUUUGGAAAGAUCAAGGACAUUGAGUUCGGGAACGACAAAGCAAGACCAUGGCUAAAUAAAGGAUUUGCUUAUAUUGAGUAUAGUACUCCUGAAGAAGCACAGAAUGCCAUGAAACAUAUGGAUGGUGGACAAAUUGACGGACAGGAGAUUACUGCAGCUCCAGUUCUGAUGCCUCGUGCUCCAGCGCGUAGACCCUCUCCAAAGCGUAGGUCCCCACCACGCCGUCGUCGUUCUCCAUCCCCUCGUGGUGGACGUAGACGUUCACCUUCUCCUCGUGGUCGUCGUCGCUCCCCAUCACCCCGCGGCCGUCGUUCUCCUCCCCGUCGUGGAAGCAGGUCUGGAAAGGGCAGGAGUAGGUCCCCGAGACGUGGUGGAAGAUCUCCACCAAAGAAGAGGAGUAGGUCCCCGGCAAGGAGGAGAAGGCAUUCAACAUCCUCGUCUAGUAGCGAUAGUUCACGUUAAAUUCUACGGAUUUGCUGUUACACAGCGUCCUGUUAUUUGCCGCAUGUACUGUACCUUUAUCAUUCAACACUGUACACUAAUGUAUUUUCUAUUUUUCUGCAGUACAUUAAAUUUUCUACAGCAGAAAAUUCAAAAAACAGAAUUUGCCGCAUUUCUUUAACAGUUUUAUUCUGAAAUGUGGAAAAUGUUCACAUUGUAACUGUUGACAGUUUUGAUUUUGAUGUUUGUAAAAUGGAUCAUUUAGUUUUCCCGUUUUUGCUCGACAUUCAGUACAUCGUUGCUAAGUUCCGAUUUACAAUUUUUUUUACUUGGCUGUUACAUUACGGCUAAAUUUAAUGAAAAAUUGCAAUUAAAUGAAAAUAUUAAUUCCUUUUUUCCUUAUUCCACUCAAUAACGAUUGUUUACAUCCAGA
This is a messenger RNA of Eurytemora carolleeae, 1605 nucleotides long. It is a transcript of the gene RnpS1, whose product is annotated as RNA-binding protein with serine-rich domain 1-A-like. The record is from RefSeq and is a predicted model, not a curated record. Gene Ontology annotation, cellular component: cytoplasm; ASAP complex; nucleoplasm. Gene Ontology annotation, biological process: mRNA splicing, via spliceosome. The coding region runs from base 48 to 1193 and encodes 381 amino acids. Gene Ontology annotation, molecular function: RNA binding. The transcript has 8 exons. NCBI's taxonomy places the organism in Eukaryota, Metazoa, Arthropoda, Copepoda, Calanoida, Temoridae.